Molecule: messenger RNA, 708 nt
Organism: Penicillium manginii
Lineage: Eukaryota; Fungi; Ascomycota; Eurotiomycetes; Eurotiales; Aspergillaceae
Exons: 3
Coding region: 1-708 (235 amino acids)
Biological process (GO): dolichol-linked oligosaccharide biosynthetic process; protein N-linked glycosylation
Cellular component (GO): endoplasmic reticulum
Molecular function (GO): dolichyl pyrophosphate Glc2Man9GlcNAc2 alpha-1,2-glucosyltransferase activity
Source: RefSeq, a predicted model, not a curated record
AUGGACGUGGAACGAGGAGUCAGCGAGCGCGGAGCCUAUCUACUCUGGGACCCUGCUAGCUGGAAGAAGAUCCGGGGUGCAGUCUUGGUAUACUUCCUUUGUGGGUGGGCCGUCAUCUCCGCCUUCGGCCUCUCCAUCGUCCUAGCACCAUCUCGACUCGUACGGGUUCCUGCGUCCUCGAAGCCCGCCGCCCCCGCGCCCAACCUCCCCACACCCACUGCCCCCGAAGAACCCCAAGGCAACCGGAAAGAAAGUCGCGCCAAGGCAAAAGAGGACAAAGCCACAUCCAAGAAGGAGGCUACAUCUAAAAAGGACACUGGGUCUAAGAAGAGCAAUCAGACCCAACCUGAUCCUCAAUCCCCAGAGGCCCUCGUCAAGCGACAGAAUGAACAGCCCAAUGCGCCCCGAGUUAGCUUCGUUCUUGUCUGGCUUUCUACCACCGCUUUGUCAAUGGUCACUGCUCCUCUUGUCGAGCCGCGCUACUUUAUCCUUCCUUGGGUGAUGUGGCGUCUGCACCUACCGUCCUCCCCGACUCCUGCUAUGUUCCGUCAGAAACGACCUAAGUUGGAAAGCGAGAAGGCUCGUGAGGAUACGAUCACCAAUGCUCCGAAGUUCCUGGAGACUGUGUGGUUUAUCAUUAUCAAUGCUGUGACGGGAUAUGUUUUCCUUUACAAGGGAUUUGAAUGGCCCCAGCGGUUCAUGUGGUGA